AAUUGACAUUAUGUUAUUCCUAUUGGAAAAUACAACCAAAGCUGGAAAAUACAACCAAAGCCUACGUUAUGAAGAAGAAACAUAUUGAACGUCCCAUUCGCCAACAUGUCACAAAAAUCGGUUACAACUACAUACAAAAAGCUCUCAAAGAAGAUCCAAAACACUUUCGGCUAGUGUACCGUAUGUAUCCAUCCGUCUUUUUAAAGCUAUGUCAACUUAUCAAAGAGCAAACACCUCUUAGAGAUACUCGGCAAAUGUGUCUUGAAGAAAUGGUGGCUACAUUUUUGCUCACUAUUGGUCAAAAUUCAAGAUAUUCUUACACAAUGGACACGUUCAAGAGAUCCAAAUUUGCUGCAAGUACAAACUUUCACAAGGUUUUAAAGGCGUUGAACUCUAUCGCACCAAGUUUGAUGGCUAAACCUGGACUCACAGUACCUACAAAAAUAAGAGAAAGCACACGAUUCUAUCCCUAUUUCCAGGAUUGUGUUGGUGCUAUUGAUGGCACACACAUUGAUGCAAUAGUGUCUGCUUCUGAAGCACCUAGCUACCGUAAUCGAAAAGGGAAGAUAUCACAAAAUGUGUUGGAUGCUUGUAAUUUUGAUCUAGAAUUCAUAUACGUUCUUAGUGGAUGGGAAGGUACGGCUCAUGAUUCAAAAAUACUAAGUGAUGCUCUAACACGGAGUACUAACAGGUUGCCUGUUCCAGAGGAAAAUAGUUCAGUAAACGGAAAUUCAAGAACUUUCGAUGAAGAAAAUGCUGAUGUAGGAACUCUCCAAUCUCAUCAAAGAGAAUAUGCUAACAAUUGGAGAGACACAAUAGCUGCUAAUAUGUGGGCAGAAGCUACACAAACAGGAAGUCAACGAUGACAUUGUGAAACGUUUUUUUAGUUCUGAAAUUUUGUUUACUAGCUCAUGUCAAUUUGAGCAUUGUUAGUUUUACACUAUUUAAUAGCAUUGAGUCUCUGAAUCUCUGAGAUGAAUCUUGAAAUAUUUGGUAUCAUGUUAUUUUUUUGGAUUUUCCCCGAUCUAUAUUGAUUAUCAAGAGAUUAUCGCCUUUGUGAUAGUAUUUUGUUUAACAUUAACUGACUUGGUAUUCAUCUAACGUUAGCGACGUUGUUAAUGUUGCGUUUAUCAGUCUUGAAAUCUUUUGUGUUUGUAUUAUCAUUUGUAUUUAUGCUCACUCUUCGUGUAUUUGUUUGCAUUGUUAAUUGUUAUCAUUUGUAUUUGCAUUGAGUUUGUGUGUCACGUUCUAUGUCCGCAAGACCACCAUUGAUGCGGACGUAACGAAGAGAAAAACCUUUGGUUCAGUAACGACUGGAGAUUUUGCAAAAGUGAUGGGCUGUGUCUUGUGACAGAUUGUAGUUGUUGUAAUAACAGAGAAAACACACAAAGGAUUGAGAGAUAUUCUUGCAGGUUUCCGAUCAUGAAAGCAACAAUAACGAACUCGUGAUAUGGUAAAUUGUUUUUAUAUGGUGUGAGACCAGACUUGGUAGUGGAGGACCACGAAGCAAAAUGAUUCACUUGGAAUGAUUUCAGAAGAAACGAUGCUGACCUAUUAUUUAAUUAUAUCUCAUCCAAUUUUUAAAAAAACUUUGACAAUACAUUAUUAACUUGCGAUACUUUUCUUAGUAGAUUUUAUAAGGAAAAGUAUGUAGAAUCAUAAACUAAUAACAACAUAUUUAAAAACAAUGGAAAAGUCAUUUACUUUCAUUUUUGUUGAAUAACACAAGACUUUUACUGAUUUUAUUAAAUAAUGAAUCCAAUAACUCUAGACUUUUAAAAACUUUUAAAUACUUGUUACAAAUUUAUAAACCAAUAACACCAGAGUUUAACAAAGUUUUAGAAAGUCUUAAUUAAAUAACACUAGACUCAUUGUAACUCUCAAAUCUUUAAAACUCCUUAUAAAACACAAACCAAUAACACCUCCUAAAUCUAACAAAUAAACCACUAUUAAAUCUAUAGUAGAAACUACAUCUUUGAACGAUGAUAACUGGUAUUAAAAAGUGGUUUUGAUAAGUCUGGAUUGGGUGACUGAGGUUCAUACAAACUGAAGCGUCUUCACCGGAACUUGUUAUGGUGCAUUCAUCGACGAAGGCGACUGCGUUAAACUCCACCGAGAUGAACAUUUCUGAUGGUUAUACGAAUCGAAGCUGACGUGUCCACUUCAUAUACAAUAACACAAGUGUCUAUGGACCCAAUUGCUACCAUUGUGUUUUUUAGUGACCAUGCCAAACAGUUUAUACUACCCGUGUGGAAAAAUAUGUUGUUUGGCUUCACCUGUAAAACCAAGAUCAAUCUUGCUCAAAAUGUUUAGACUAUGAGUAAAACAACUCCAAAAUCAAAAGAGACCAGUGUUGUGUAUUCUGGUGAUUCAACAACUAUGCUUAUGUCCAGAGGUUGAUGGCUUAUAUCAGUAUGAUCUGUGGUUGCGAACUUGUUAGUUAAAAGAAUUUCCAGAUCUGUCACUCAAGAGUUGAUAGAUGCAUAUCUAACAAAAUCUGUUAAAGAAAGAUUCUAUCAAAUGUUAUUUAAAAUUUCUUGUUAUAAGAUAAUUCAUUAAUUUUGUAAUUAGUAAAAAAUAUUAUAAAUUAUUAUAAAUUAAUUCAGUUUGUUAAUUAUAAACCUUGAAGCCUUUGGUAACAGGAAGGCCAAAGCUUUAUCUAAUCUCAGAUGUUUGUAAUAAAAAUGCAAAAUGAUGGACCAACCUUUAUAAAAACCCGUCUUUCGACAAAAGCAUCAGAUGUCUCCAUUCUUGUCAAUGAAAUCAUCUUGAGUUUCUUUCUUGUUCGGAGAAAUGUUGGUGAUAGUGGACUUGUGUUGGGCCAUAGCCCAUAAUAGCCAUCUUGCUGCUUCUGAAAAUGAAAUAUUAAUUGGAACUUUAGUUCAUGUGUGUGAUUUUUUUGUCGAUUUUAACUUUUGAUACAUCAGAAAACCGUUGAACGGUUUUACUAGGGUUUAAUAUUCUUAAGACAAGUUUCACACGUGAAAUUUUACUAGUCACAAGUUGAUGAAGUCGGUUUCUUAAUAUUUCUUCUUAACCGAACUGGUGCAACCAUAUAUCAAAUGUUCUCCUCGCAGCUGACAUUAGUCUACUAAUUAUGUGUGAACAUAUAUGGUUAGAAAUCAGUUCAAAGCAUGCAUAGGGAUAUAAAAGCCUUAGCAAAGUAUCAAAUAUUCAUAUAUAGCCUGACUGAAUUUUCUUGUUUAGAUAUUUCUUAUGAUAUUUUAGAAUUGGCAGCUGGACUUAGAAAUUGAAUUUUCCUGCUACGAAACAAAUCUGACUUUUAUUAAUAUCGAUAGAUCACGUGGUUAAUAUAUAAUGUGUCUUUCCAAGCUUAUUCUAGCUGCUUAAUUUGAAUCACGGCGGACGUAUUUAUAUGAUCCAGAAGCCAAUUACUAAUGAAUAAACGUGUGCAGUACUGUUUUUAUAAAUAAAAUCUAAGUCAGCAGCAAGAGCACCUUCAAUCGAGGGUUUAAGAAGAAGUUCUAAAAAUACAAAAAAAUAAAUAAAAAAGAACGAUUUGCAUCAAAAAUAUGACAUAAGCUUAAAAUUUGCAAAUAUGGAACUUGGACCAAAAACACACUGAAACCCAAACUGUUCAUGGUUGGAUUUACACAGUUGCCCCUAUGGCUCUGCUACGGUAAGAAAGAGAAACAAAUUAAUAUUUUAUUUAAUAUCAAUGUAAAAAUGAGAAAUCUAAUAAGUUAAAAACAUUAUUUUGUCUCUUCUUUCACGUUCUCUCUUUCUCUUUCUAUUCUUUAAUUUUUUUCAGAAUUAUCACCGUCUUUUUUUCUUUCUUGGCAAAUCCAAAUCUCAAUUUUAUAAAUCAUAAACUCUUUUCAAUUCGAUUUAAAAGUUUCGUCUAUCCAAUCAUAUACGAAAUACAAAAAACAAUUUUUUCUCUUCGUCUCUUUGUACGACGGCGCGUGAACUAGUCUCAUCACCAUCCACCGCCGCCUCCGCCACUUUACCAUCAUCAAGUAUCAUCUCUGGUGGAUCAGUUGAGAAGACAAGAGCAGGCUAAGGGUAAAGUACCCAAGUAGUGUACUUUUUCUUAAUUGUUACCACAGUUCUUGGAAAUGUUUUUCAUUUUUAUUUAAUAAUGAUGUAAUUGGUUAACAUAUUUUGUUUGUCAUUUUUGUUAUAGUUAGCCGGCUACGAAAACAGACACAUUAAUAGACUUAUAUAUGGUGUUUGGACUAGUGAAUGUAAAAAAAUUAUAUGUUCGCCUAAACAGAAAAUUAACUCUCUAACAAAUCACAAUACAUAAUAUUAAUUUUGUGAUCAGCUAAACAUAAAAUUAAUUCUCAAACAAAUUGCAAUAUGUUUACAUGUACGGCUAAAUAUAAAAUUAACUCUUUGAUAAGCUGCAAAACAUAUGACUAAAUUUAAUUUUACGGUUAAACAUAAAAUUAACCAUCUAUUAAAUCACAAUAUAUAUGAUUAAAAAGAUUGUUAGCCGUAUAUAAUAUAUUAUAUUCGACUAAACAUAAUAUUUCCUAUUAAAAUAUUUUAUAUUCUUUAUAUGGUUAUGCUUAUUGUUUUACUAAAUUAUUUAUGUUUUACUAAUAUUGUAUCUUGAAUUGUAAUAUGGCAUUUGCUGUUUGCAUGAAAUCAAAACAUAAACGCGUAAUUAACAAGGAAGAUGAUAUUCAAGACCUGUGAUUCAUACAUAUUAUAUUAUUCGCAACAACGAUUCUUUUUGUGUGUGAUUCAACAGAGACUCAUGCAACUAGUAAUCCAGGAUGCCUUCAGUAAACAGACGGCCACUCUUCCGUCAGCUUCUACGGCCAGUCUCCGUCAUCGUCUCCGGGAGCAUUUGUUCUUCUCUUCUUCUUCGGCAUCCUCUCUCAUCUUUUUAUUCGUUCUCUCUCCUCUUAUUCUUCUUCCUCCUCUAUAGCAUCAUGGAUCUUCCUCCUCUCCAUUAAGUGAGAUGAAGGCAAGCUGUAGCAAGGGUGAGGUGACGGAAAGCUGUAACAUACGUGAGGUGACGGCGUGACAGUGAGCUUGAGCAGAGGUGAGGUAACUGUGUGAGAGCUUGAGCAGAGGUAAUGGUGUGAUGGAGUGACGAUGCGACGAUUAGUUGGCAUGAUGGUGUGACGGCGAUAGAAAAGAAAAGAAGGUGAUAAAUUUGAAGAUAAGAAGAGAGGAGAUAUCAAGAGUGUAUCAACUAUGACGGAGAAGACGAGGUAAUUUUGUAGCAAUAGGUGAUGAAAUUAUCGAGGAAAACCAAAGAGUAUCGAUUAUGGUGGAUGAGGAAGUAACUCUCUUGACAAAUAUAAACACGUGUAAUGUAGAGAUACAGAGGUUCUGAAUAUGGUAUAGGUUGUGUUUUCGCUCAACACAGGGGUACAACAGCCAUUAAAAAAAGACACAUCAGCGAGAAAGUGGCUUUUCCAUAUCUGCAAAUUAUGCAGUUAUCUUUGUACAUGUGGAGUGCAAUUUCUCAAUAAAAAAUGAGAUAAAAAUCAGAACAGGUGUCUAAUAUAGCUUUUUUAGAACAUGGAAAAUACCCAUACGUGAUACGUGCCGCUUUGGUAUUCGCUAAUUAAUUUUAGACAGAAGAGGGAAAAAUUUCCCCUAUCUCUCUCUUAGAGCAUCUUUAUCCCUAGAACCCAUUAGGAUUUCUUAAUCAUUUGUUUAAUAAUAAAUUUGUGUUAAGAACUUUAGUUAAGAUACACUUAAAUUUUUGUCCUCCAUUGCAAGUUUUUUAAGCAAGAGUUCUUACAAAAAAAAUUGAAAGAACUUAGAAAAGGAAGAAAGAACUCGAAAAGAAACAUUUGAUCUUGUGAAUACACUUUCAUUAUCCAUAUCAUUUAUACAAGUUUCUGAUAAUACAACCUUUUGUAAUGGACGUUGAUGCUGCACUACGUUAGACCUUGACGACCUUUUAAUCAUCCAAUCCCCACGACAGAGCUUGGUUAUGUGAUCACUUGGCAACUUUGGCGGAGGCAAUGUCUUUCUUGGCUGAAGCCUGGAUCUGUAAUGGCUUAGUCUCGCUCAACACAUCUCCGCCAUAUACAUCACUGGUCUUUC
Messenger RNA from Brassica napus (rape), 6036 nucleotides. Its product is annotated as protein ALP1-like. The record is from RefSeq and is a predicted model, not a curated record. The transcript is spliced from 3 exons. The coding region runs from base 69 to 866 and encodes 265 amino acids. NCBI's taxonomy places the organism in Eukaryota, Viridiplantae, Streptophyta, Magnoliopsida, Brassicales, Brassicaceae.